CACCAUCUCCUGCCGCCUGCCACCUGGCAUUGAGGGGGAGGCAGCGGUGGUGGUCAGUGUGGCCUGCAGUGAGAAUGUGAUGGCUGCCAAAGCAUUCACCUACGCUGCAGCCGUCACCCCCAUGCUUCUCUCCGUCACGCCCUCUACUGAUGUGGUGAGCAGCACCACCCUCACACUGGAUGGCACUGGCUUCACUCUGUCCGGGGGCACCCCUGAGGUCACCGUGGGGGGCAAAAGGUGUGGCCUGGUCUCCCCUGCUUCCCCUACCUCCCUCCAGUGCAUCGUCCCAGCACUUGGAGGAGGGGAAACAUGAGGUGGUUGUGAGGGAUGCAGUGUAUGGAGACUCCAACAACUUGUCCAUCUCCCUCAUCUUCUCUCUCACCUCACUCACUCCCUCCUCAGGGAGCUUUGCAGGUGCUAGGAUCAUGCUGGCAGGUCAGGGCUUUGACCCGGAUGGCAGCUCCUUGGUGACCUUGUGUGACCUGCCCUGUGACCUUGUGAGCAGCGACAGCACCACAGCCAUAACCUGUGUGGCACCAGCCCUGCCCCACAGUGAGGCGGAUGUGACAUGUGAUGUGGUGGUGAGCAGCCCGAAUGGUUUGUCUGCCAGUCUGCUGGGUGGUUUCACCUACCAACUGGCUCUCACACUCUCCCUCACUGGCCUGGAGCCCCAGCGAGGCGGCACUGCUGGCGGCACCUCCCUCACCCUCACUGGCACUGGCUUUGGGUUGAGCGGCAAUAAGGUGACCAUUGGUGGGUCAGAGUGCAAGGUGACCCAAGAGGGUCCGACCAGCAUCACCUGCAUCACUGAGGCUCACCAAGGGUCGGGUCAAUUCCAGGUCAAGGUCACUGCCCCUGGGAAAGGCUUGGCAGCAGCUCAGAACAAUAGUGGAAUCUUCUCCUACAUCGACCUCUGGAGUUCACCAUUCACUUGGGGCAGCAAACCGCCACCAUCACAGGGGCAGCUGGUGGUGGUGACUCAGGGCAAGACACUGCUGCUGGACCAGUCAACACCAGUGCUGAAGAUGCUGCUGAUCCAGGGCGGCCAUGUGGUGUUUGAUGUGGAGACUGUGGAGGAGCUGGUGUUGUGGGCAGAGUAUAUUUUGAUCGUUGGUGGUGGCUCUCUCAGUAUUGGGUCGGAGGAUCAGCCUUUCCCUGGUGAGGCCGUCAUUGAACUGCACAGCAACACACACUCCACCGAGCUGCCCUUGUAUGGUGCCAAGGUAUUGGCGGUGCGUGAUGGGACGCUGGACCUUCAUGGCCGUCACGUCCCCAUCACCUGGACCCACCUGGCACACACAGCCUCCCUUGGGGACACCAACCUCACCCUGUCCCUGCCCGUCACCUUGAGGCAGGGUGACCAGGUUGUUAUUGCCACCACAGAGAACAGGUUCUACAUGAAGGAGAACGAGGUGAGGACCAUCGCAUCAGUCUCUGAGGAUGGCCUGGAGGUCACACUGACAGAGGCACUGGAGCACACCCACCUCUCCGUCACCCAGACUCUUGGGGGACACACAGUGGAGACACGUGCAGAGGUGGGACUCCUCACCCACAAUGUCAAGAUCCAGGGAAAUGUUGGCACCGACUUCAGUGUGGCUAUUGAGGGCUGUGACACUUCUUUUAGGCCUGACCACCCAGUCAUGUUUCAAUGGUCGACAUGGAGACGAGAUUGGCGGUGACCAAUUUGGCGCCACCGUGAUACUGUCUGGAAAGUUCCCUGACCUGGACUUGGUGAUGGGACGCAUUGAGUACGUGGAGGUGACCAAGGCUGGUCAGGCAUUCCAACUUGGGCGGUACCCACUCCACUUCCACCUGGCUGGGGACAUGGGUGGUUCGUACAUCCGCGGGUGCUCCAUCCACCACACCUACAACCGCGCAGUGACAAUGCACGCAACAAACAACCUGCUGGUGGAGC
Molecule: messenger RNA, 1915 nt
Organism: Scylla paramamosain (green mud crab)
Lineage: Eukaryota; Metazoa; Arthropoda; Malacostraca; Decapoda; Portunidae
Product: fibrocystin-L-like
Exons: 11
Coding region: 180-1679 (499 amino acids)
Source: RefSeq, a predicted model, not a curated record